Oreochromis niloticus (Nile tilapia) is the source of this 681-nucleotide messenger RNA. RefSeq lists its product as uncharacterized. The record is from RefSeq and is a predicted model, not a curated record. Lineage: Eukaryota; Metazoa; Chordata; Actinopteri; Cichliformes; Cichlidae. The transcript is spliced from 6 exons. Bases 1 to 681 code for a protein of 226 amino acids. Gene Ontology annotation, molecular function: protein binding.
AUGACCAAGUUCCGGAGUCUUUGGAAGAAUGGAGAGCCAUACGUUCCCAGCAGGAUCAAGAGUACCAAGACUGCUUGCUUCCAGAUCAAGAAAAGGUACACCUCAAAAAAGUUGUUUGCGUUCUACUUUAAGGCCAUAUCUGAGAGGCAGUUGAGACUAACUGGCGUUCCAGAGCAAGCUCAUGGCAUACCACUCAGAUUUAAAUACCCUAGCGGCAUUACCAGAACAAGGCGAUUUGUCCUAACUGAAUCCAUUCAGAUAUUGUUUGACUUUGUCGGAGAAGAUGAAGAUGCCACAGAAUAUUUUCAUAUUCAAGAUGCUCUCUCAGUAACUAGACUCAACAGCAACAUGUCUGGCACCUUUCUGGAUAAUAACAUCAUAAGGUCACAAACGCUGUAUGUCCACUGGAUUCAACCUAAGUCUCCAGAGUUUGUUCCUGCACUUGAUUACAACAAUCAUGAAGUAGCUCCAAGCUUUAACAACAUGUCUUGUUCCCCAUUGAUUGAUUCUUCUCCUGCUCAUGGGCGAUCUUUCUCUCCCAAGAGGGCUGACCUUAAAACCAUUCUGAAUGGACUUCGGGCAAAAAUUGAUAACACUUCAUGCCCCACGAGUAAUCAGAUCAACAUAUGCAGAGACUACACUGGCAUUGUCCACAACAUAAUGAAAAGUACCCUGCAGUAG